Molecule: messenger RNA, 1236 nt
Organism: Pieris macdunnoughi
Lineage: Eukaryota; Metazoa; Arthropoda; Insecta; Lepidoptera; Pieridae
Source: the annotation of a GenBank genome assembly
AUGGCACCAGAAAAAAAGGGCCAUACUUACAUACAAUGGAUGUAUUCGAUUAUUGUAAGCAUCGGUUUCCUCAUAUAUGGAUUGGAGAUUGGAUGGACGUCUCCAAUGCAGAAAGUUUUACAAGCGGACACCUCUCCUCUGGGUCGUCCCAUCUCCACGACGAUGAUAUCCUGGAUUGCCAGUAUCGUUGUAUUUAGUUCUGCUGGUGCAGUACCAAUCUACUCAUACAUGGCUAAUGUUUAUGGGAGGAAGUGGAUGGUUGUUGCAACCACGAUACCUCAGAUGAUAUCGAGCAGUAUAAAAAUAUUAUUUCCAAACAUCACAGCGCUAUGCAUAGCCCGAACAUUAACCGGUUUUUUCAGUGGGGGCGUAUUCGUAGUUGGGCCAAUGUAUGUGAGAGAAAUCAGCCAGUCAGACAUGAUAGGAUCCUUAGGAUCCAUCCAGGUGCUACUGCAGAAUAUGGGCUUCCUGAUAAUAUACUUAGUUGGUGCGUACAUGGAGUAUUUUCAAGUAUUGUACGUAAUGGCUGCGUUUCCAGUAUUGAUGGCUUUGCUGAUGUUAAGAGCUCCCGAAUCUCCGGCUUUUUUGGUCAAGUUGGGGAAGAUUGAGGAAGCACAUAAAGCUGUUGCGUAUCUUCGAGGUUUGGAUACGGAUGAUAAAAUUGUGAUAACAGAAGUGGAAGCUAUGCAGCGUCAGGAAAAAGAGUUUCAGGCAAUGCCUAAGCUCGAUUUUAUUAGUAUUCUGAAAGAUAAAGCUUGGAGACGUGGUCUUAUAAUUAUCCUCAUCAUCUUCACGUUCCACGCUUGGAACGGUGCUUUCGCGAUCAUUGCAUACGCGUCUGCCAUCUUGUCUUCGACGGGGGUAGAUUUUGGUAUAAGUCCAGAAUUGCAAACGCUAAGUUUUCCUAUAGUUAGUAUUAUGGCAUCAUUUACUUUGACUGCGGUUGCUGAGAAGUUUGGAAGAAAGGUUCGAACAAGACUCAUGGGUUGUGUCGUAACCCAUGCGUGGAUAUCCGGUGCUGUUCAGCUUUUUGCAUAUGCACCUGUAGCUGAUGCCUUCGGUCUACCAGCUACGUUUAUUCUGUUUGGGGUAUUCAAUCUUUUAGGAGCAAUUGUAACCUUCUACUUACCCGAGACCAGGGGUAAGACUGAUGAAGAGAUUCAACAACAAUUGACAAAUAGUCCCAAAAAGAAGCACGGUUUAGUUUUUAAUGUACGGUUUAGUUUGGAAUACUAA